Meloidogyne enterolobii is the source of this 5899-nucleotide messenger RNA. The record is from the annotation of a GenBank genome assembly. Lineage: Eukaryota; Metazoa; Nematoda; Chromadorea; Rhabditida; Meloidogynidae.
UUGUCCUUCUUCCUAUUGUUCUUAUGCAAGUUCUGAAUUAAUGUUUUCUGAAGAAGAAACAGAAACGAAUAAAGAAAAAGGAGAAGAAGAGACAAUGGAAAAUAGAAUUAGUAUUGCUCAAAGAAUGGCAAAAAUGAGUAGGAAAAUUGAUAAAUGGUUAAAAAGUUUGGAUGUUGAUGAAGAAGAGAAGGUGGAGGAGGAAGAAAAUUUUGAGAAAAUCCCCAAAUCUCCAUCAUUUGUAGUUGAACAAUCAUUAAAUGAAAAUUCAAUUCUCGCCGCUUAUUUAGAUACUUUAUCUUUGUGUAUUAGUGUUAGUGCUAUAGAACAAUGCUCGAUAACAUUUUCACAAAUUGUUGAAAAAUUUUCAAGAAAUGAAGCAGCAGAUAUUGUUUAUUUUGCAAUAAAAGAGUUUAUGACAAAAGAAAGAUUCCUUCCACAUUUUUCAACGGAAGAUGAUAACAGCAGCAGUUCCUUAUCGGCGAAUAAUUGUUAUAUAAUUUUGGUUGAUGAAGAAAAACAAAAACAGAGUGAAAAUCUCAAUGAUAAUUAUGAAUCUACUAAAACAAAUGACACGAAUAAUAAAAAUGAAAAGUGUAGACCCUUAAUUCCAAUGAUUACAAUUGAUUUACCAGAAGAGGAGGAAGAAGAAGAAAUAAUUGAGGAAAGCAUCUUAAAUGAAGAUUUAAAUAAGGAAGAACAGAAUUAUGAAGAAAAUACUCAAGCAGUACUUACAGAAGUUGGGGAAGUACAUGAAGAAAGCGAUAAUUCUGGUCAAACUUCUGGCGCAGAUACGGAAGGACCUAGUUCUUUUGAAGAAGAAGAAUAUAUCGAAAGACAAAUUACUUUAGUUGAGGUUCAUGAGGGAGAAUAUGAUGAUUUGAAAGAAGAAAUGAGUGAAACUUUGGCUGAAAAUAAAGCAAUAGAAAUAUCGGGUUGUUUAUCUAGUGAAGAAAGUCGGCAUUCUUUAAAGGAUAAAAAAUUUGACGAAAUUGGGGAAAAUCAAAAAGAAGAAAAACAAUCUUGUUCAACACCAACCACAAGUUCAAGCAGUACAUCCCUCGCAGAUACACCCGUUUCUUCACUUUCUAUUCAAGAUAUCAUCGAAAAAGUAAUUAAAGAAGAGAUUGGAGAUGAAAAAAUUAAAGAAGAAGAAGAAGGGCAUCUUCCAUUUAAAGGUGUUGAUGACUUAGAAGAGGAAAUUAAACAAAACCAAAAGAAUUUACCUUGUAUUUCUUUAAUUUCUGAAAAUAUUUUUGAAUUUAAAAAUCAGAAAGAAUGUGAAUGUAAUUUUGUAUUAAAAAAAGAAGAAAAAGAGGAAAUAAUUGGAGAAUUUAUAAAAGAAAAAGAAUUAAUAUUUGAAGAGAAACAAGAAUUAAAAGAAAUUGAACAAAAACAGCAAACAAAUAAAGAAGAUGAUUUAACUGAUUGGUUAAGUCAAUUAGUUGCUGAAGGAACUGAAAAUUGUGUUGAAACAUCUAAAGUAGAAGAAUUUGUUAUUGAAGACGGAGAAAAUGAUUUGUGGAGUAUGGACAAUAACAAAAUUGAGCAUUUAGUUAAAGAAAACGAAAUUGAUGAAACGACAAACAUUUUUCCAACAGAAUUAAAACAAAUAGAAGGGGAUGCAUUGGAAAAUUCUUUUUCUUCAUCUUCUAGCGUUGAUACUUCUCUUAAUUUAAAGUCAAAAGAACAAUUAAAUGAAGGAGACGACAAUAUACUAUCCUUAAAAGAAGAAGAAAAAGAAGAAGAUUCUUUUAAAGAAAAAGAAGAGGAUUUAAUUCCAUUUAAUAUAAAUCAGGUUGUUUCUGUUGUAAUACAACCACCUUCCCCUCCACCACGACCUCCACUACCUAAUUUAAUGUUAAAACAACAAACUGAAGAAAUUUUUGAAGAAAAUGAAUGGCAAGAAAAGGAAAAGGUUUUAAGCAAUAUAUCAAAUAUAGAAACUGAAAUUUCUGGAAAUAUUGAGGAGGAUAGAAUAGAAGAACAAAUUAAUAAACAUAAUGACAAUAAAAUUGAAACUGAAGAAGGGAAAGGAAGAAAUAAUUCAUUAACGAGAAGUUCAAGCAGUACAUCCAGUGCAGAUACACACAUUUCUUUAAAUGAAAGUGUAGAUGAAGAUAAUAAAAUAUUAGAUGAUGAUAAGCUGAUAAAAAAUGAAGAAUUUGUAAAUGAAGAGAUGAAAUCUGAAAUUGAAGAGUCCCCCAUUUCUUCUUCAAAAGAGGAAAGAGAAGAAAUUAAAAUAAAUGAAAAAAAAAAUUCAACCCCUUCUUCUGGAAGAACGUCAGAGGCGGACAAUAAUAGUUUAUUACUUUCUUCUGAAAAAAAUUUGGAAGAAGAAAACAAAAAUAAUAGUUCUAGUAUAUCUUCUGGCAAAACAUCCUCUGCAGAUUCUUUGUCUUCUUUAAAUUCCAUUUCAUCUGCCACUUCUAAGGAAUUAAUUAAAGUUAAAUUAAACGAGGAAAUUGAGGGCGGACCUUUAACUUCUACCAAUUUUGAGGGUAAUUUAACUAAAGAAGAAAUUGAACAUAUUGAAAGAAUUAAUAAAUUAGCUGAAAUGGAAGGGGGUAAAAUUGAAUUUAUGGAAAUUGGUACGAAUAAGUCUGAUCAACAAUUUAAUAAAAACAAUGAGAAUACUUUAAUAACUGAAACUAAUAAAUUAAUUUCUGAUGAAAAGGAAGAAUUAAAAUUUCCAAAAUUUCCUUUUCAACAAUUUAAUGAAGAUUUAAAUAAAUUAACUGAAGAAGAAAGUAAACAAAUAAAUUUAUUAGAAAAUCAAGAUAACAAACAAAAAGAUGAAAAUAUACUAUUAGAUGAAUUAACAAUUGAAGAAAAAGAACAUAUUAGAAGAAUAGAAUUAUUGGCAGCUAAAGAAUUUAAUAAGCAAGAAUUUUUAGAAGAAGACAAGCAAAAUUCUAAAGAAUUUUUUCAAAUUGAAGAAAAUCCUCAAAAUUUUCAAGAAACUAUUUUUGACCCUUCAAUAGAUCAAAAUAAAGACCAAACAGUUGUUGGUUUAACUUUUGAAGAAUUAGAACAUAUUCAAAAUGUUCUUCGUUUGGCUGAAGAAAGUGGCUCUUUUGAUGUAAAUUUAAAUAUUACUGGAAGGAAUGGAAAGGAAAUAAAUUCAAAAAUGGAGUCAAAACCUCCUCAACAAAGCCCUUCGUCUCAUAAAACCUCAUCUUCUAGUGAAACUUCUGGAGCAGAUGACAAAAGUCUUGAAAAACAAUUUUCUGAGACUGUAGAGGAAGAAAAUAAUUUAAAUGGAAGAGUAGAGGAAGAAGGAGGGGAAGAAGGGAAUAAUCAAAAAGAUGAGGAAAAUGUUAAUGAUGAAAUUAAUGAAGAAGAGGAAGAAAAAUUACAGAAAUUAAAAAUUAAUGAAUUAUUUGCAAUAAAACAAAAAGAAAAAAUAUUUUAUCCAUCAUUUUUUGUUGAUCAACAAGAAAUUCAUGAAAAACAAGAAGAAAUUGCUGUUCAAAGGGAAUGGAGUAAAAUAAGGCAAUUAACUUUAGAUUCUGAUGAAAAACCAGAAAUUCCUUUUUGGGCAAAAAAUAUAAUGGAAAAAAUUAUUGAAAAACAAAAAAUGAAGAAAAGCAAUGAAAUUAUUGAAAAUAUUAAAGAAAAUGAAGGGGAGGAUGAGGAAAGGAAGGAAAAAAUAAAUAAAUAUGAAGAAGAAAAAAUUGAAGAAUUUAAAGAGGAAAAAAUUGAGGGUUUUAAAGAAAAGGACAUAUCCGAAGCAGAAAAACAACACUCAUCACAUUCUUCUCCUUCUACCUCCAGCGGAAGAACAUCAUUGGCUGAUUCUUCCGUUUCUGUAUCAUCAAAAUGGGAGGGAGAACCAUUUAGUGGAGAUUUACCUGAAAAAGAAGAAUCAGAAUCUUUUGAAAAUUUAAAUAUAGAAGAAAAAGAAACAAAUAAAAAUAAUAAUUUGCAAUUAACUAAAGAAGAAUUAGAACAUAUUGCUGCUAUAGAAAAACUCGCUAAUGAAGAAGGAAAUUUACAAGAAUAUUUAAUUAAUAAAGAAAAUGAAAAUUCUAAUUUUGAUGAAAUUAACCGUGAAAUGUCAGUUAAUACAUUGGCAACAUCUGAUGCAGAUACAGUUUUGACAAUUUCAAGUAUUUCCAAUAAACAACCAGAACAAAUUGAAAGUGAGGAGGAUAUUGGAAUUGAGAAUUUUACUGCCCAAAAAAUAUGUGAAGAUACUAAAGUUUUUACUCAGAUUAAAGAGAAGAUAAAUGUAGUUGAGGAAGAAGAAAAACAAUUGGAUGAACAAUUGGAUUUGAACAUUUUUCCUCAAGAGUAUUCCGAUGGGAUAAAUCAAAUAGGAGAGGACAAUAAUAAUUUGGAUUAUUUUGAUUGGAAUAAAGUAAUUGAUGGAAGUGAACUUUCUGAAUUUAAUCAAAAUGAAGAGAUUACAGGACAAGAAAUUGUUGAAGAGGGGAUGGGAAAUUUGGAAAAAGAAUUUGUUGAAGAGAAAAGCGAGAAUGGAAGGAAUGAGUUUGUUGGAGAGGAAAUAGAGAAUAUUAAAUUGGGAGGAAUGAUGGAGAAGGAAGAUAAAAUGAUCGAAGAAAGGAAUGAAGAGGAGGGAUUUAAAGACGAUACUUUAAAUGAAAUUGAUGAGCAAAAUAUAAUUAAAUUAAUUGAUGGAAUUGAAACAAAAAUAAUUAAACAAUCUACUAAAUUAUUUGAUAAGCCUCAAUUUAGCGAUUCUUCAUCAAGUAGUACAACAUCUGGGGCUGAUUCAACACAUUCAUUUGCUGAACUUUAUACAACAAAUCAAGCUCUUUCAAUGAUGGAUUCCCCUCCACAAUUUGGAAAAGUUUCGGCACCACAACUUGAUGAAUUUAAGGAAAUAUUUAAGGAAGAGGAAUUUAAAUUAAAGGAAAAUGAUAAUGAGAAAUUGAAUGAGAAGUUUAAUAAAUCAAAUACAAGUAGUAGUAGUACAACAACAUCUGAGGCAGAUUCAAUUAAUUCCUCUAGAAUAUUUAAUGAAGACAACGAAAAAAUAAAUUUAGAAAAGGAAGAAAUAAAAGAAGAAGAAAAAUCAGAAUCCCCAAAGUCCUUAACUAGCAGCACUCCAACAUCUGGAGCAGAUUCAUUACGUUCAUCAAUAUUUUCUAAAAAUGAACAUAUUGAAUCUAUAGAAAUUCAAUCUUCUGGAAUAAAUAAAAAUUUACCAAAAGAAUUUGAAGGCCAAGAAUUUCUGUUAAAAUACCAAAUCCCCAAACAAAAAUCAGUUGGCCGUUGUUCGCUUCAAUAUGGCUCUAAAGCUGUUGAUGAAGUUUAUUUGGCAGGUAAACGUGCACGUCAAUCAUCAUUAACUUAUAUACCAAAAACAAUGGUUAACUACACAAAUAUGUUGGGUGGAAGCCGAUUUAUUUCUAAAACAACAAGUAUUUCUGAUCAAAGUUUGGAAAAGGAAGAAGAAAAAGGGGGAAUUAAAAUUGAAGAAAAUAAAAAAGAAAAGAAAAAAUUUUCUAAAAUAAAAAUUGUUUUUACUGAUCAAAAAUUGAGAGAAUCAUUUUGUGAAUCAUAUCUAGAAGAGAAGAGUAAGGAAGAAAGAGUGAAAGAAAAUGUUGAAGAAGAAGGAAGUGAACAAAUUUUGAUGGAAAAUAAAAAGAAAUUUGAUAAUGUUGAUUUUUUGAUUAAAUUAGAUUUUUAUGCUCAACGAUUGAGUGAAGAAAUAGCCGAAGAAGCUGUAAAAGAUAUUAAAGAAAUUGAACUUAUUAGAAAAAAUCCAAGAGCAGUUUAUUUUGAUGAUCAAUUUAAAGAAUAUUUGCUACAAGAAUGUGAAGAAGAGCAAGAGGAGGAGGAGGAAGAGGAGGAAGGAUUAGAGAAGAAAAAUAAUGAAAAAGAAAAAUUAAUUGAAGAAAUAGGAGAUUCUGUUGAAAAUGAUGAUUGGUGA